AUGAGCGCACAAUCGAAUAUUUUGAUCGGAAUUAAGACAUUGAUUAUUCUGAUUCCACUUCUUCUUACUAUUCGUUUUGGAGUGAUUCAUCUGUACGAGAACAGUGAGGAAUGUCCGAAAGAUGAGAGAUUGGAGUUCGAUAGAUGCUCACUGAAGCUCUCCGCAUUUGGCGUCAACUACCGUAUGUGGCAAUCCGCCAACUUCCCUGCCCAGGACCUUCAACUUAUUUCAAAGCUGAAAUUACAGUGUCAAGAAGUUCCAAAAUGCUUUGAGAAUGUUCCUUCCCACUGCAAGGAGACCCCUUCAGCAAUAGAGAGCUUCCCAAUGUGGUGUCGACGAAUCUAUUUUUUCAGUGGGCCAUUUUCGAAAUGUGCCGGGAAGAUUAACCAAAUCUCUGGCAGUAACGAGUGCGCCGAAAACUUUUUGGAUUCCAAAUUUUUCGAAAAAUCGCAUGAGGCCAAGUGUCAAAUUUUGGCAAAUAACAAGGAAUGUAUCCAUGAAAGCGUUGCCAAAACUUGUGCGAAAGUCAUGGCUGAUGUAUUGGCGCAGCACAUCAACACGGAACAAACAAUCAUCGGAUGCUAG
This is a messenger RNA of Caenorhabditis briggsae, 585 nucleotides long. Bases 1 to 585 code for a protein of 194 amino acids. NCBI's taxonomy places the organism in Eukaryota, Metazoa, Nematoda, Chromadorea, Rhabditida, Rhabditidae. The transcript has 5 exons. The record is from RefSeq and is a predicted model, not a curated record.